Molecule: messenger RNA, 5638 nt
Organism: Engraulis encrasicolus (European anchovy)
Lineage: Eukaryota; Metazoa; Chordata; Actinopteri; Clupeiformes; Engraulidae
Gene: rfx2
Product: regulatory factor X, 2 (influences HLA class II expression)
Exons: 19
Coding region: 726-2957 (743 amino acids)
Biological process (GO): regulation of transcription by RNA polymerase II
Cellular component (GO): nucleus
Molecular function (GO): RNA polymerase II cis-regulatory region sequence-specific DNA binding; DNA-binding transcription factor activity, RNA polymerase II-specific
Source: RefSeq, a predicted model, not a curated record
CACUCAAUGAAUGUUGUCACUGUUCAUCUUUCAUGAACUGAAGCUAUUGAUUAUUCAAUCCCCUUUCAUUACAACCCCACAGGAGGUAUAACGCCAUGUCAAAUCAGGCCAACAGGCAUAAUAAUCAUUUCAGUUGCAUGCACAUCAUUCACAGGUAAAUUCAAAGCCUAGCCUUUCCACAUAUGUUUCAGAAAUUGCAAAGAGUGGGAAGCCUACUUCCUGAAAACACAAUCUGCCCUCGUGACAAAAAGUGUAACUGGCUGUCCAUUCAAACCACGUUGACUGCUUUCCAAUCCGCUCCAGUGAAGAGUAAUAUUAGACCGACGCGAGGUAGUACUAGUUUCGGCUUGAGGACAACAGUUCGGUUUCGAACCGCGAGCAACACCUUCCGCGCGGUGAAAACGGUAGACUGGCGGGUUUCUGCAGCUAGAAACUCGCGUUGGGCGGUAAAGAAGAGCGGUCGGUGGCGGGUAGGAGGGACCUUUGAUCCACACCCCUUUUGUUUUUAAACACUGACGUAUGCAGGGAAGGGUAGCAACAGUUGCCUCGAGACCCCCGCGCGCCAUAGAGACUGUAGCCGUGGAGACAGUUACUUACCAACGGCAGCAACACUCAGCAACAGCAGCAGCAACUGGAGGCGAGCGACCAAGUGAGAGAAAGAAACCACAACUAAGCACGAGAAAAGGAGAAAAUUGACAAAAGGCAAGGCUGCAUAUGGGUGACGGAUGGUGAGCAGAGCGUAUCCCACAAUGCAAAGCUCAGAGGGAGGGACUGACUCGGCGUCCACGGUGGCUUUGCGCACCGUCACCUCUGCCCAGGCACCAGUCGUGCAGCCAGUUCCUGCAUCUCAGCAGCGGGUGCUGGUUCAGGCCACAGGAGCGUCUCAGAAGAGUCCUCAGGUGCAGCAGCUGUCAGUGCCCAGAGUACAGCAGGUGUCUCAGCAGGUUCAGCAGGUCCAGCACGUGUAUCCGUCCCAGGUGCAGUAUGUGGAGAGCGGAGAGGCGGUCUACACCAACGGCACCAUCCGCACUGCCUACUCCUAUAACCACGAGGCCCAGCUGUACGGCCAGGGCAGUGGGGGCGGUGCCUACUUCGACGGGCAGGCGGGCGGUGCCCAGGUCACCACGGUGGUGUCUGGCGGCGGUGGUGGCGGGCACCCGCACGGCAUGGUGGGCAUCGCCAUGGACGUGGGCGGCAGCCAGAUCAUCUCCAGCGGCAGCGCCUACCUCAUCCACGGAGGCAGCAUGGAGGGAGGACGCCACCAUGGCACACCCACCUCACGCUCCUCCUCAGCUAUGCUUGAAAUGGCGAUUGAAAACCUCCAAAAGUCUGAAGGGAUUGCCACUCACAAAAGCAGCCUGCUCAACAGCCAUUUGCAGUGGCUGCUGGACAACUAUGAGACGGCGGAGGGGGUGAGCCUGGCGCGCUGCUCGCUCUACAACCACUACCUGCGCCACUGCCAGGAGCAGAAGCUGGACCCCGUCAACGCCGCCUCCUUUGGCAAGCUCAUCCGCUCCGUCUUCAUGGGGCUGCGCACCAGACGCCUGGGCACCAGGGGGAACUCCAAGUACCACUACUACGGCAUCCGGAUCAAGCCCGACUCGCCACUCAACCGGCUCCAGGAGGACACCCAGUACAUGGCCAUGAGGCAGCAGCCCGUGCACCAGAAGCAGAGGUUUAAGCCGCUGCACAAGGUGGAGAGUGUUGGUGAUGGUUUCUCUGGCGGUUCCCAUCACGCCUCCAACACCCCAGAGCAGUCUGUGGCCGCCCAGAGCCAGCACCACCAGCAGUACAUUGAUGUGUCGCAUGCUCUGCCUCCGUUCCCUCCGCUGGAUCUGGGUCCCGUGCCGCUGCCCGAGCGCAUCAACAUGGCCGACCUCAAGAAGCUGCAGACCCUCUACAGGGACCACUGUGAGGCAACCCUGGAUGUUGUGAUGAACCUGCAGUUCCACUACAUAGAGAAGCUCUGGCAGUCCUUCUGGUGUUCAGGGGCGCCCUCUACUGACGGAUCCACCACCAUCACCAACAGUGAUGAGGACGGGGAGAAUGUGAUUCCGCAUGAGAAGCUGGUGGCACUGUGCAAGUACGAGCCGGUGAAGGAGUGGAUGCGGAGCUGUGACCACAUCCUGUACCAGGCCCUGGUGGAGAUCCUCAUCCCCGACGUGCUCAGACCAGUGCCCAGCACCCUGACUCAGGCCAUCCGCAACUUCGCCAAGAGCCUGGAGAACUGGCUCACCUCAGCCAUGUGUGACUUCCCUCAGGAGACCGUACGCACCAAGGUGGCGGUAGUGUCUGCGUUUGCCCAGACCCUGCGGCGCUACACGUCCCUGAACCACCUGGCCCAGGCGGCCCGCGCUGUACUGCAGAACACCUCCCAGAUCAACCAGAUGCUCUCAGACCUCAACCGCGUAGACUUUGCCAACGUACAGGAGCAGGCGUCGUGGGUGUGCCAGUGUGACGAGAGUGUGGUGCAGCGUCUGGAGCAGGACUUCAAGGUGACGCUGCAGCAGCAGAGCUCCCUGGACCAGUGGGCCGCCUGGCUGGACAACGUGGUCAACCAGGUGCUCAAACCCCACGAGGGCAGCGCCAGCUUCCCCCGCGCCGCGCGACAGUUCCUGCUCAAGUGGUCCUUCUACAGCUCCAUGGUGAUUCGGGACCUGACCCUGCGCAGUGCCGCCAGCUUCGGCUCCUUCCACCUGAUCCGGCUGCUGUACGACGAGUACAUGUUCUACCUGGUGGAGCACCGCGUGGCCCAGGCCACAGGGGAGACGCCCAUCGCCGUCAUGGGAGAAUUCAGCGACCUCAACUCCAUGAUGCCUGUGCUGAUGGAUAAAGAUCCAUCGUUCUCUGACGACAUGAGUGAUCUGGGCAGCGAUGGGGAUGUGUCGCGAGGCCCCAGUGAGCCGGCGGUGAAGAGGGAAAGGAUCGAGCUCAACCACUCUCUACAGGAGAUCUAAUCUGAGCCGCUCCCUCUGCUCCACACACACAUGCACACCCCUAGUCACCAGCUGACCAGUCUACCCUGUUUGUGUGUGUGUUCCUGCACAGACCCCCACAGCCCAGCACUGGAAGGGAUGAUGUGAUGUGCUAUCCCUUUCAGCCGUGCGUGUGUUGCAGGUCUGCGGGUGUGUGUGUGUGCGUGUGUGUUGUUCCUGGGAGAAGAGAGUGGUAGCCUGCCAGAGAAAAGGGGUGGCUGGGUUGCGUGUUGUUCUAGUUGCCUUGUGUUCUCUUGCCCUGGCCUCCCCUGCUGUGCCGGAGUGACUCCUCUCCAAGCCCCAACCCCACCCCGUCUGUGACUGUGAAUCGGUUGUUACCUUGUAUGAGUGGUCCUGUUAGAGAGCUGUGCCAUAGCUAGUUGUUAUUCCAGUGCCUUAGAGAUUUUAAAAGGAAAAAAAUAUAUAUCACAAGUAUGAUUAAACAAAAAACAACCCAAAACUUACCUUAAGAACCUCCAGCCUCCAAUCACCUGUCACACCCUCCUCCCUCUUUACAGUACCUCCUAGCGGUGCCUCUUUAACACAGAAUGAAUGUAACGUUCCGUAACCUCAAGAGAGAAAGCGCUCUGAUGCACCUUCUUAGAACCGUAGGAGCUAUAGAGACUUAGAAACUCACUAACGCUGCACUCCCCAAGCUGAUGUGCUCGUCGCUACGACUACGACUACGACUACGACUCGUCAGUCCAAAGCCCAGCACGCCUCAUCUCCUCUUAUCUGCUCACUCCUCAAAUCCUCCCUAUAACGGUCAGUCCAGAAGAGGGCGCUCUCUUUCUCUCUCCUCUUGCCCCAGAGUGAGCCUGCGUGGUGCAGACUGCAGUAUGGAGCCCUUGGCCAUAUGAGAUCCCACUGCACGGUGCCUGAGGUGGGGUGGAGGCGGGUGGAGGUUAGCUGUGGCCUGACCUGCCUCUUGCACCCACCCUAGCAGUGGCCCGUGUGGCUUGCUCUGAGAUUUUAUCCACACUGUAUAUUUUUAUUACCCUCCCUCUAGAUCUUUAAAAGCCACGUUUCCUCUGCCUCACUAAUUUUUAAUAAUUAAAAAAAAAUGUAAAUGUUUUUAUAGGCAUAUGUAUGUAAAAACUACAUAUGGCUUCAGCUAUGAUGUCAUCAACCUGAUUGCUUGAGACACGUCUGCCAAAGUAGUUUGGUUUUUAGCACUGAGAGAAAUCAGGCCUGUUGUACAUUGUACAUUUAAAAACAAAUGACUAUUCCAGUGAGCCUUACACACCCAAGAUCAGCCCUGUUGUGUUAACGUUUGUGUUGGUGUGUAUGGUGCAUUUGAGAUUUUUAAGUGGUGGGACAGACGGUGAUUUAUCAGUGAAACCUGUUCGUUCAGAGUACAAUGAGGUGUACAUAUAUGUGUGACUUACCUGGAAGUUUUUAUUGGAGGGGUGUUAAUUCAGGGGGUGUUCAGGACACUCCUCUGCCUCUGUGCUGUGCCUGAGAUAUGCAGACUUCGGGGUGGGUCUUCUUCAUCGGCCCCAUGAAAUGCCCCGCCCCUCCUCUUCGCACUUCCUGAGUGCAGUAGUGACGGUUGAACCUGUGCCUCCCCGUGGCAGUGCAGCAAAAUGGUGUAAAUCACAUUAAUAUUUACCUGUCAUGUGUUUGACUUUACACUCAGUAUAAUCCUGGGUGCAUGGAUGGCCUUUUUAAUUAUAUUAGUUUUUAAGAGAAUUAUUAGUGACAUUGAAGCCCCCCCUGAUGUAUUGCAGUGACUUUGGAGAGUAAAAAUUGAUCACUUAUUAAAAUAUAUGGGUUGUGGAAAAAAAGUUUUUUAAAAAGUUCCUUUAUCCUCUUGAUGGUGUUUGCAGUUCAGUUCAAAAGAGACCUGUUGAAUGUGUUCGCUAUAGCAGCCGGUUGAGAAGCGUUGGAUUGUCCCAAAGCUACGGACCUUGGCUGCACCUCACACGUUGUCCCCUCCGCUCCGCCACUUGUCACAAGUGUUCUGUUGUUCCCUGAAUUCCCCUUCUUGGUACCAGCCCACAAUCAUUUAGUUGGGGGAGUGGGCGGAAGAAAACCCACCCUGCGAUUUCUAAUGUGUAGCUAUUGGCCACUGUGGUCUGUGGAUAUUUUAACUUUUUAUUCCUCCUCAGCAAAACCCCCAGUUUCGUUCCUUCUUGGUACAACUUGCUAACCACCCGCCCCCACCCCCUGUGUCCUUGCACUCCCCCUCCCUGUCCCACUGUUUCCCAUAUUUAUUAGCGAUGGUUGUCCACGUAGGGAAGCCUGGUGGUACACUACACUCUUGUCCCUGCUCUUGGCCCAUUCCAGUAGCUGUACGAUAUGUCCAAGUCCUGAGCUGAAGACCUGGGUAAAGCUUUGUAUUCCAUGUUCUUUAACUUGUGCCUGUCUCCGUAACUUGCCUUUAUAGAGUGUUUGGGGAAAAAUAUUAUCUGUCAUUGAUUUUUUUGUUUUGUUUUUCUUUUUUUGUAAUGCUGUUUAGAUUUCUGGUUGAGGAUUAUUUUUAUUGGACUAGGUCUGAUUUCUUCUCACAAGUAUAUUGAUACUUUAUUUUUGUGUAUUUUUAAAACUGUUCUUGACUUCUUUACCCAGCCUGAGGACAGAAAGACUGUAACAAACUGCAUAGUUCGAUUGUAUUUUGUACCGGUUAAAAAAAUAAAUAAAAAUGAAACUGGUGUAAGCUG